AUGAAGGAAAGCAGUGAUGGGUUUGUGAGAGCAGAUCAGAUUGAUCUAAAAAGUCUUGAUGAACAAUUGGAGAGGCAUCUUAAUAGAGUAUUAACUCUUGAAAACAAGAACAAGAGAGAAGAUGAUGUUGUUGUUGAUGCUGCUAAUCUCACAUCUACCCCUUCUACCACGAAAAUCACCCCUUUCAAGAAGCAGAGGCAGGAAUGGGAGAUCGACCCUUCUAAGCUCGCAAUCAAGACUGUCAUUGCACGUGGCACCUUUGGCACUGUCCACCGUGGUGUCUACGAUGGCCAGGAUGUCGCCGUUAAACUGCUUGACUGGGGUGAAGAGGGUCAAAGGACAGAAGCUGAGAUUUCAGCGCUAAGAUCAGCUUUUUCUCAAGAAGUUGCUGUUUGGCAUAAGCUUGAUCAUCCCAAUGUUACUAAGUUUAUAGGGGCGACAAUGGGUUCAGCAGAGCUACAAAUACAAACUGCAAAUGGUCAAAUUGGGAUGCCAAAUAAUAUAUGUUGUGUUGUUGUGGAAUAUCUUCCUGGGGGUGCCCUGAAAUCCUACCUUAUAAAGAACAGGAGAAGAAAGCUAGCUUUUAAAGUUGUUGUUGAGCUGGCACUUGAUCUUGCAAGAGGGUUAAAUUACCUUCACUCCCAGAAGAUCGCUCACAGAGAUGUAAAGACUGAAAACAUGCUAUUGGAUAAGUCACGGACCGUAAAAAUUGCUGACUUUGGUGUUGCUCGUAUUGAGGCUUCAAAUCCUAAUGAUAUGACUGGGGAGACAGGUACACUUGGAUACAUGGCUCCUGAGGUUCUCAAUGGCAAUCCCUAUAAUAGGAAAUGCGACGUGUACAGUUUCGGCAUCUGUUUAUGGGAGAUAUAUUGCUGUGACAUGCCAUAUCCUGACCUUAGUUUCUCAGAAGUAACUUCAGCUGUGGUCCGCCAGAAUCUAAGACCAGAGAUACCAAGGUGUUGCCCAAGCUCUCUAGCAAAUGUAAUGAAGCGUUGCUGGGAUGCUAACCCUGACAAGCGCCCUGAGAUGGAUGAGGUUGUCUCCAUGUUGGAGGCCAUUGAUGUAUCAAAAGGCGGGGGUAUGAUCCCUCCUGAUCAACAGGGGGGUUGUUUUUGCUUCCGCAGGCAUCGAGGCCCUUGA
Molecule: messenger RNA, 1140 nt
Organism: Dovyalis caffra
Lineage: Eukaryota; Viridiplantae; Streptophyta; Magnoliopsida; Malpighiales; Salicaceae
Source: the annotation of a GenBank genome assembly